CCCCCUCCGUCAUAUAAAGGACGUCAGCACAGACACAGCUGGCUGAGCUAGCUCCCGAGCCGCGGACUUUAAUCUUCUUUAUUAUUAUUAAUCAUUAUUAUUUAUCUUUAUUAUUAAUCAUUGACAUUCAAUGUGUUAGUUACCACUCUCAUACAGUGUAUGUGCAGUCACUCAGGCCGCUCCAUGGCGUUCAAUGGCCGCCAACGCGACGACGACAGCUCCGAGGACGGAACGCCCACGAAGCUGCCGCGGCCCGGGAACGAGACGAACGCGUCCGCGGGAAGAGCCGCGUCAGACCGGCCCACCGCCAACUCGACGCCGAGGCAGCGGAUCGACUCGGUGAAGAAAACAAGGCCGCCGUUCCCCUGGUUCGGCAUGGACAUCGGAGGCACUCUGGUGAAGCUGGUGUACUUUGAGCCCAAAGACAUCACAGCAGAGGAGGAGCAGGAGGAGGUGGAGAACCUGAAGAGCAUCCGGCGCUACCUGACCUCCAACACGGCCUACGGGAAGACGGGCAUCAGGGACGUCCACCUGGAGCUGAAGGACCUGACGAUGUGCGGCCGGACGGGCAACCUGCACUUCAUCCGCUUCCCCACGCACGACCUGCCGGCCUUCCUGCAGAUGGGCCGGAACAAACACUUCUCCAGCCUGCACACCACGCUGUGCGCCACCGGAGGAGGCGCGUACAAGUUCGAGUCCGACUUCCGCACCAUGGCCGACCUGCAGCUUCACAAGCUGGACGAGCUGGACUGUCUGAUUCGGGGGGUGGUGCACAUCAACUCGGUGGUGUCCGGCGGACUCUCUGAGUGUUACUACUUUGAGAACCCCACCGACCCGGACCGCUGCGUCCAGAGGCCGUACACGCUGGAGAACCCGUACCCUCUGCUGCUCGUCAACAUCGGGUCCGGGGUCAACUUCCUGGCCGUCUACUCCGAGAGCGAAUACAAGCGCGUCUCAGGGACCAGCCUCGGUGGUGGCACCUUCCUCGGCCUGUGCUGCCUGCUGACCGGCUGCUCCACCUUCGAGGAAGCCCUGGAAAUGGCUUCUCGAGGGGAGAGCGCGCGAGUGGACAAGCUGGUUCGGGACAUCUACGGAGGAGACUACGAGAGGUUCGGGCUGCCGGGCUGGGCUGUAGCCUCGAGUUUUGGGAACAUGAUGUUCAAGGAGAAGAGAGAGUCUGUGUCCAAAGAAGACCUGGCCAGGGCGACACUGGUCACCAUCACCAACAACAUCGGCUCCAUCACCAAGCUGUGCGCGCUCAACGAGAACAUCGAGCGGGUCGUGUUCGUGGGUAACUUCCUCCGGGUGAACACGCUCUCCAUGAAGCAGUUGGCCUACGCCAUGGACUACUGGUCCAAAGGACAGCUCAAGGCUCUCUUCCUGCAGCACGAGGGUUACUUUGGAGCGGUUGGAGCUCUGUUGGGGCUCCUCCACCCUGCUGCGUCCUAAUCUGUCCGAGCUGCAUCCAAAGAAAGAACUCGUCGAUCUGCUGACCGUUGGCACUUUACACUGUUUCAGUUAGUUCCACAGUGGAAGACGCUACGCCCACCUCCAACCACUGUCCCGAACAUGAGCAGGUCCUGUUCUGUCCUCAGAGGUGGAGCUGGUGGAGCUGCUGUGGUCAGCUGAUCGUCUCUGCAGGACCAGUCUGACACUUUGACUCAGGUUCAGUCCCGGCCGAGCGCUCAAAGCUCUUCACCUGCUUCAUGUGUUUGUGUUUGUGUAGCAGGUGGACGGACAGGUGCCGCCUCUGCCUAUAAAUGGUCAACGCUUCCUGUCACAGUAGACCUGAGGACAGUGAUUGGUCGAGUUUAGCAUCAGUGCUGCUAUCAGGACAGUCUGCCCUGCUGACGUGCCCUCGAGCACGGCGUCCCUCCUGUGGACCAAUCAGAGGAGAGGAAACAUGAAGAUUUGGGCAUUUGUGUCUUUUUAAUAUGAACGUCGUCUGAUGUGUCUCAUUUUAAUGUAAUCUAUUACUUGAGUAAUCCGUCCAUGGAUUACAGGGACCAGAGUCAACCCUGAAGCUACCUGACGACGAGUUGAUCUUAAAUAAAGUGCCUGUCAGACACUGUGACAUCACUUCCUGUUCUUUGUAACAGUAAUUUCAAAUUAAAAGAAUCUUUCAUAUUUUUAUUGUUUGGAGUUAUUUUCAUGUA
Molecule: messenger RNA, 2156 nt
Organism: Larimichthys crocea (large yellow croaker)
Lineage: Eukaryota; Metazoa; Chordata; Actinopteri; Sciaenidae
Gene: pank2
Product: pantothenate kinase 2
Exons: 7
Coding region: 160-1449 (429 amino acids)
Biological process (GO): coenzyme A biosynthetic process
Cellular component (GO): cytosol; nucleus
Molecular function (GO): ATP binding; pantothenate kinase activity
Source: RefSeq, a predicted model, not a curated record